AUUCUAUUCGAUACGAUGAUUAAUGAAGGUUUAAUCAAGAAAGAAGAGAUUUGACAACUUUGUACAUGGAAAUAAAGUUUACAUUCAUUAUUUUCCUAAAUUUGAUUUGAUUUUUGUAACAAAUUCUGCUAUUGUCACCUGGGAAAAGUUUUCUGGACUUGACAACUACGACUUACAUUGCCUUUAUUCCAAAAUUAUAUUCCGUCACGUCACAAUGAAUGUAAAAUUUAAAUGAUGCUAUUGCUAUUGUGUGUUAACGGGAAGCAACUUUGUCUUUACAUCGCAUUGUUUACUAUAUUCAGGUGAAACAUAUAUGCUCAAGAAAUCACAAUUUUGCGAUCUUCCAAUUAAAUCUUUGGAUUUUAAUGAAGAUGUAGCCAGUGACCAUGAUGUUGAGUCACCCAGCUGCAUCCAAGAGUUUGAAGAGGAGGAAGAAAAUAUGGAAGAUAGUUUCUCAGAAGAUGCAGGUGCAUUUGACGACUCUACUUUUAACGAAGAUUACGAUCCCUACGAAGAUAGUUGUGUGUUCGAAAAUAGAGUUUUGAAAAGGAAGUCUGAUGCAUUUAAUGAAAACAGCUUAGAAAAGAAAAUGUGCAAAUCAGAGUAUAUCGAUAGUAAUGAUGAUUCAAAUAGUCAGCAUGAUCUGGAGGCUUUUGUGUCAGAAACUGAAGAUUCUCAAGUAUCUGUAAAUAAAAGUAUCAAACCUAUUUCUUCUGCACCUGAUCCUCCUGGCCUUGAUACUUGGCUUGGCAAAUUCCAGGAAUGGUCUACAAGUGAUCGCCUUACAGCUAUAGAUAGGUUAAUUGAUGUAUGUGAUCCUGCUCAAGUAAGGCAUAUGAUGAAUGUCAUUGAACCUCAGUUUCAAAGAGAUUUUAUAUCUUUACUUCCAAAAGAGCUCGCUCUAUAUGUUUUAUCAUUUUUGGAGCCAAAAGAUCUUUUAAAGGCAGCCCAAACUUGUAGAUACUGGAGAGUUUUAGCGGAAGAUAACCUUUUGUGGCGAGAAAAGUGUCGUGAAGAAGGAAUAAAUGAUGUACGGGAAGUUUUAGGUCGACGACGUUCUCGCUGCAGCAUUAGUGCCAAUAACAAUGCCAAUCCUUAUCAAGUGAUUCCUAGCCCAUGGAAAGCUGCAUUCAUGCGCCAGCACAAUAUUGAAAUGAAUUGGAGAUGCAAUCCUAUAAAAUUACCAAAAGUUCUGAAAGGCCAUGAUGAUCAUGUCAUUACUUGUCUUCAGUUCUCCGGUAACCGAAUUGUCAGUGGUUCGGAUGAUAACACUUUAAAAGUGUGGUCAGCUAGUACAGGAAAGUGCUUAAGAACGUUAGUUGGUCAUACUGGUGGUGUUUGGUCUUCCCAAAUGUGGCUCAAUAUUAUAAUUAGUGGUUCAACUGAUAGGACUCUCAAAGUCUGGAAUGCAGAUACUGGCCAGUGUAUUCAUACCUUAUAUGGUCAUACUUCUACAGUAAGAUGUAUGCACCUUCAUGAAAACAAAGUGGUAAGUGGGUCUAGAGAUGCCACUCUAAGAGUUUGGGAUGUUGACACUGGGAAGUGUCUGCAUGUCUUAGUUGGUCAUGUUGCUGCUGUACGAUGUGUUCAAUACAAUGGGAAGUUAGUUGUGAGCGGAGCUUAUGAUUACAUGGUGAAAGUUUGGAACCCUGAAAGGGAAGAAUGCAUUCAUACGCUGCAAGGACACACAAACAGAGUUUAUUCUUUACAGUUUGAUGGAGUUCAUGUAGUGAGUGGAUCAUUAGAUACUUCUAUUCGUGUAUGGGAUGUUGAAACUGGAGGCUGUAAACAUACAUUAAUGGGUCAUCAGUCUUUAACAUCUGGUAUGGAGCUAAGAAAUAGUAUCCUAGUAUCUGGUAAUGCAGAUUCAACCGUAAAAGUCUGGGAUAUAACCAGUGGCCAAUGUCUUCAAACUCUAGCAGGAGCUAACAAACACCAAAGUGCUGUGACAAGUUUGCAGUUCAAUAACAAGUUUGUUGUGACAUCAUCUGAUGAUGGAACUGUGAAACUGUGGGACUUAAAAACUGGUGAUUUUUUGAGGAACAUUGUAGCUUUAGAGAGUGGAGGCAGUGGUGGUGUUGUGUGGAGGAUAAGAGCCUCAAGUACAAAAUUAAUAUGUGCUGUAGGCAGUAGAAAUGGAACAGAAGAAACUAAAUUAUUAGUUCUAGAUUUUGAAUCAGAUCAUUAAUAUCUGUUAUUUUUCUCAUUCACCCUAAGAAAUAAAAAUUCAUCUGUGAAGCAUAUAUUUUCUCAUAAGGUGCUACCUGUCACCAUCAUCAAGAAAAGGAAUUUAAAGAAAGAGAUUUUUUUGUAAAAAGUGAUAAAAAAUUCAGGAGAUGAAGUGGUCACACCCUUCGUAUUUUUUUGUCUUUUACAUAAUUGUGAACAACUUUUCUUAUACAAUUCAUAUGAAUACAAUAGUUGUGUAGCCACUAGUUUCCUGAUUUGUUGUGUUGCAAUAGUUUGCUCAUUGUGCUGGACACAGUUACUGUUUACCUUUUUUGUUUGUCAGAAUACUAUUUUGUCCUGCCAUAUUGUAAAUAAACUGCCUUUAUUUUAUAAAAUUUUUACCUAGUU
Molecule: messenger RNA, 2577 nt
Organism: Parasteatoda tepidariorum (common house spider)
Lineage: Eukaryota; Metazoa; Arthropoda; Arachnida; Araneae; Theridiidae
Gene: ago
Product: F-box and WD-40 domain protein 7
Biological process (GO): ubiquitin recycling; proteasome-mediated ubiquitin-dependent protein catabolic process
Cellular component (GO): nucleus; cytoplasm
Molecular function (GO): ubiquitin binding
Source: RefSeq, a predicted model, not a curated record